Molecule: messenger RNA, 1473 nt
Organism: Anisakis simplex (herring worm)
Lineage: Eukaryota; Metazoa; Nematoda; Chromadorea; Rhabditida; Anisakidae
Source: the annotation of a GenBank genome assembly
AUGUCAUUGAACCCAAUGAGUAAACUUCCUUUUCAACAUAUUCAUGAGCCAUCGUUAUUAAAUGAGUCAGAAAGUUCCAACCAGAUUCGCGGUGGAAGUGUGCGUUCCUCAGAUGGGGGUGGUUCAUUCAGUGGAUAUGAAGAUAUUGGUGAUGAGAGGGCUCGUAUUGAACGCAAGAUUGAACAAAUUAAAGAGAAGUUAACGCGCAUCUCACUCGCUAGAGAAGCUGAUGUCGAUGACUUUUUAUCGGUGACGAAUAAUAUGGCCGGUGGUAAUGAAAAUCCUCAAAUUGCACGAGUUCGGCAGCAUUUUGAGAAGAAAAACAAAAAACAUACCCAAGAAACCGAGAGUCUUCAGAAAAAACUGGAGCAAUUUCAAGCAAGAUUACUUGAACUUAGUAUGGGUGUGAAUUCGGAGCCAUCACCAAGGAGUGCGGUUCUCAGUAACAUUCGUAAAACGGGUCCACUGCUGCGCGAAGUGACCGGUUCGGUAAUUUCGGCACCACUUGGAAUAGCGCAUAUGAUAAAGAAUACAUUCGGUUCGGCAGAUAACAUUCCGGAUAGUGUUGAGAAUGAAGGUGCUAGUGUUGGUCACUCCACGUUCUAUCCGAAUAUUAUUUCCAAUGACGAUCGGCUACGCUCUUAUUCAACGAAUCAGUGUCAACAACAAGAUCUAUCGGAUAAAAGUAAGUUACGUCUUCGUACUGAAACGGUGCCUGCGAUGCCGAUUGAUUUUACCCUGCAGUCUACGGGUGUUUCUGAGGGUAAAUCACCGAGUCCAUCGGUUUCAUUAGAAGGUAUCACAGAACUGAAAGAUGAGAUUCGGGAACUGAAACAACAGAAUCAACAACUUCUUGAUCAAAUCAACAAAGUUCAGAAUCAAAUGCAGUCCGAGUUCAAAUUCUACAAUAGUGAAUUACACGAGGAACGAAUUAAAGUUCAGAAGCUGGAAGAGAUUCUCAAUGAGACAAUAGAAUUACACCAAGCAGAGGUGACUACGCUGAAAUCAGAUUUGAAUACAAUCGGGACUCGUAUGGAUUAUCAUUACUGUGAUCGAUUCCGUUCAAUUGAAGAAAGUAUUGAAAGUACACAAAAUAGCGUAUGUUCUUUAUUUGAAGUGGGUAUAAUACAGAUGAUAAGAUUGGAAGAGUACGUUCGAGAGUGGAUUGAAACGAGACCGCGUUCUGUGCUCAGUUCAGUGAUGUUAGUGGGUGCGAAUGCAUUAGUUGAAUUGCUGAAACUUAUUCUGUUUGUUGUUUCGUUUGCAUUGGACUUCAUAAAACCAUUCACUGGUACAAGGUCUCGUGCUGGUUUCUUGAUCAUCUUCGUGUUUAUAGCGAUUAUUUUAGCACAAUCUGUAGAUUUUUUGGAAUUGUUUCGAAGAUUCUUAAGUUUAUUCCAUAAGAAACAUUCAGAAGUGAUACUUUCAACGGAUAGUAUUUCAGUGACGUCGUUAGAUGAUGAUCAUGCGUAA